CUGAAGCCUUCAGGAGAAAAAAACAAAAGAGAACUCAUGAAUUUUUUUUUUUAAGUUGUUGUUGUUUUUGUGAGAUGGAGUUUUGCUCUUGUCGCCCAAGCUAGAGUGCAAUAGGGUUAUUUUGGGUCACUGCAACCUCCACCUCCUAGGUUCAAGCAAUUCUCCUGCCUCAGCCUCCAAAGUAGUGGGGAUUACAGGUGCCUGCCACCACUCCUGGCUAAUUUUUGUAUUUUUAGUAGAGAUGUGGUUUCUCCAUGUUGGCCAGGCUGGUCUUGAACUCCUGACCUCAGGGCGAUCUGCCUGCCUCAGCCUCCCAAGGUGCUGGGAUUACAGGCAUGAGCCACCAUGCCUAGCUGAAUCGUUACGUUACACAUCUGGAAAAAUCACUGCUGAUUAUUUUGUCUAAUUUAUUAACCACAUGGGAAAAAAUUAACAAUACCUGCAAAGAAAGCUGAUGAAAGUGGGGAAAAAAAUGAGGCAAUUAUUAGCCUCAGGAAAUACCAAAAGAGGCUAGGUGCAGUCUCUUUUGGUAUUUCCUUUAUUAUUUUAUUUAAAAAUAAACUUCUUCAUUGUGGAGAAAGUGUAAAUCAAAUUAUGUGGGAGUUUUAUUGUCCAGGCCUGAGAAUGGCACGCAUCACAUUUAAUUGGCCAGAACUUGGUCUGAACUGUAAGGAAGGCUGGGAAAUACUGUCUAGUUGUGUGUUCAGGAGCAAGAAGAAAUAACGUUUUUGAGAGGAAGUAGCAAUAUCUGCCACAACAGGCAAAAAGUAGGGGUGGGCAGAUGAAGAAGACCAUCUCAGGUAUUCAUUUAUACAAGGAGCAACACAUAUUUAUUGAGCACCUACUAUUGAUUAAGCUUGGUUCCAGGGAUGGUGGAUACAAGAGUGAACAAAUAAAAGACUGCUGUUAUGCAGUUUCUAUUUAGUGAGGAACAGCAGGUGUAAGUUCCAUGGGGGUUGGAACCUGCCCUUCUAGGCCAGUGUCGCUGGAAUAGAGUUUUAACGAAUUUUGCAGGAAGUAAUAAGGACUUCAUAUUUGAUUCUAAGAGCAAUGAGACUCCAUUAAAUCGAGUAUUAACCAGAAAGUGGCAUGAUCUGUUUUAUUAUUUAUUUAUUUAUUUUAAUCUUUAUAUUUGGACAGAGUUUUACUCUUGUCACCCAGGCUGGAGUGCAGUGGUGCCAUCUCUCUCACUGCAACCUCCACCUCCUGGGUUCAAGCGAUUCUCCUGCCUCAGCCUCCCGAGUAGCUGGGCCUACAGGCACGCGCCACCACGCCUGGCUAAUUUUUUGUAUUUUUAUUAGAGACGGGGUUUCGCCAUGUUGGCCAGGCUGGUCUCAAACUCUUGACCUCAGGUGAUUCACCUGCCUCAGCCUCCCAAAGUGCUGAGAUUACAGGCGGAAGCCACCGCACCUGGCCGCAUGAUCUGUUUUAAAUAAUUACUCUGGCCACCUUAUGGAAAAUGGAUUAUUCGGCAGAGCUGGACAAAAGAAUGGAAACAGACCAGAUAUUUCAGGCAGGCUAGAGAUGAGCGUGGCCUGGCCUUGCCUGGGGCGGUUGUGACUGACUGGAUUGGGUGAAGGACAGGAAAGAUACAACAAGGAUGCCUAUAGGUGUUCGUAUUGAAUCACUGGGGGCACCCUAAAUGGGAGUUAUCUCAGUAGAAGUUUGAGACACCAGUCAGAUAAUGGAUGUGAAAGCUUUUAGGAAAGGUUGAACGGCGGCUGAAAUAGCGUGUGUUCCAUUUACAGAUGGGAAACUGAGGCACGAGAUACCAGAGGAUGGAGUCAGGCCACGUUGUGCGCCUCUCCCCGCUUAGGUGGGUGAGGAGGUGUGUUGGGCCCCCGCUAAGCGCCAGCACCGAGCUGAGCCCCGCCCGGACCCAGCCAGCCGGCUUUCCCUGUCCGCUGCUCGUGUCCCAAUAAAGUUAUUGAAAUUGACACCGGUUGCUAAGGAAGUGGGUCGCCGAGCCAGGUUGCUAAGGAAGUGAGCGGCCACUGUCUCUCCCCAUCCGGGGCAGCGGGGAAUGGCUGAUCCAGGGGUUCGCCGCCCCCGCCGCCGCCGCCGCCGCCGCCGUCGCCGCCCGCUUUCGGCUCGGGCCGCAGGACCUUAGCAUACUGAGACAUUUUGAAUUGACACUUCUCAAGAUUGACUGGAUCAGAGUUCAUCAUGUCAAAGUUGAAAAGCUCAGAGUCAGUCAGGGUGGUGGUUCGCUGUCGGCCCAUGAAUGGCAAGGAAAAGGCUGCUUCGUAUGACAAAGUGGUAGAUGUGGAUGUUAAGCUGGGGCAGGUGUCUGUGAAGAACCCCAAAGGGACGGCCCAUGAAAUGCCCAAGACCUUCACCUUUGAUGCCGUCUAUGACUGGAAUGCCAAGCAGUUUGAACUGUACGAUGAGACGUUCCGACCACUUGUUGACUCUGUCCUGCAAGGUUUCAAUGGAACCAUUUUUGCCUAUGGACAAACUGGGACAGGAAAAACCUACACAAUGGAAGGAAUCCGUGGUGACCCUGAAAAAAGAGGAGUCAUUCCUAACUCAUUUGACCAUAUCUUCACCCACAUCUCUCGAUCCCAGAAUCAACAGUACCUGGUCAGGGCUUCUUACUUAGAGAUCUACCAGGAGGAGAUCCGAGAUUUGCUCUCAAAAGAUCAGACCAAAAGGCUUGAGCUCAAAGAGAGGCCUGACACAGGAGUGUAUGUGAAAGACCUGUCUUCCUUUGUCACAAAGAGUGUGAAGGAGAUAGAGCACGUGAUGAAUGUGGGGAACCAGAACCGUUCUGUCGGUGCUACCAACAUGAACGAGCACAGCUCGCGUUCUCAUGCAAUUUUCGUUAUCACUAUUGAGUGCAGUGAGGUGGGCCUCGAUGGUGAAAACCACAUCCGUGUAGGAAAAUUGAACCUUGUAGAUCUUGCUGGCAGUGAACGGCAAGCCAAGACCGGCGCACAAGGGGAGAGAUUAAAAGAAGCUACCAAGAUCAACCUCUCCCUUUCUGCUUUGGGUAAUGUCAUCUCUGCUCUAGUGGACGGCAAAAGCACUCACAUUCCAUAUCGGGACUCAAAGCUUACCAGGCUGCUCCAAGAUUCCCUUGGUGGCAAUGCUAAGACUGUGAUGGUGGCCAGCGUGGGGCCUGCCUCUUACAACGUAGAAGAGACUCUGACCACUCUACGAUAUGCCAACCGUGCCAAAAACAUUAAGAACAAACCAAGGGUCAAUGAGGACCCCAAGGAUGCCCUCCUUCGAGAAUUCCAGGAAGAGAUUGCUCGGCUCAAGGCUCAGCUGGAAAAACGGUCCAUUGGCAGGAGGAAGAGGCGAGAGAAGCGGAGGGAAGGUGGUGGCAGUGGUGGGGGUGGGGAAGAGGAGGAGGAGGAGGGAGAAGAGGGUGAAGAGGAAGGGGAUGAUAAGGAUGAUUACUGGCGGGAACAGCAAGAAAAAUUGGAGAUUGAGAAGCGGGCCAUUGUAGAGGAUCACAGCUUGGUUGCAGAGGAGAAGAUGAGGCUACUGAAGGAGAAAGAGAAAAAGAUGGAGGACCUGCGGCGGGAGAAGGAUGCUGCCGAGAUGCUGGGCGCCAAGAUCAAGGCCAUGGAGAGUAAGUUGCUUGUUGGAGGAAAAAAUAUAGUAGAUCAUACGAAUGAACAGCAGAAAAUCCUGGAGCAGAAACGACAGGAAAUUGCAGAGCAGAAACGUCGAGAAAGAGAAAUCCAGCAACAGAUGGAAAGUCGAGAUGAGGAGACCUUGGAACUUAAAGAGACAUACAGCUCAUUGCAGCAAGAGGUGGACAUCAAGACCAAAAAACUCAAAAAGCUCUUCUCCAAGCUUCAGGCAGUGAAGGCUGAGAUCCACGACCUCCAAGAAGAACACAUCAAGGAGCGCCAAGAGCUAGAGCAGACUCAGAAUGAGCUCACCAGGGAGCUGAAACUCAAGCAUCUUAUUAUAGAAAACUUUAUCCCUCUGGAAGAAAAAAGUAAAAUUAUGAAUAGAGCCUUCUUUGAUGAAGAGGAAGAUCAUUGGAAACUACAUCCUAUAACCAGACUGGAGAACCAGCAGAUGAUGAAGCGGCCAGUCUCAGCCGUGGGAUAUAAGAGACCAUUGAGCCAGCACGCAAGAAUGUCCAUGAUGAUUCGUCCAGAGGCCCGAUACAGGGCAGAAAACAUUGUGCUGUUAGAGCUGGACAUGCCCAGCCGGACCACCAGAGACUAUGAGGGUCCAGCCAUUGCCCCCAAGGUCCAGGCUGCAUUGGAUGCGGCUCUGCAGGAUGAAGAUGAGAUACAGGUGGAUGCAUCAUCCUUUGAAAGCACUGCAAAUAAGAAAUCCAAGGCCAGGCCUAAAAGUGGAAGGAAGUCGGGAUCCUCCUCCUCUUCCUCAGGAACCCCUGCAUCUCAGCUUUAUCCACAGUCUCGGGGGCUGGUUCCAAAGUAAAGCCAGCUUCUCCUCUCCCAGGGCGGAAACAGCAUUUGCCUUCUGAGAGAAGAGACUAGCAAAAAGCUGCAGAGAGGAUUCGGCCCAAACUCAGAACCAUUCCCCUGAGGAGAAGCGAUGGCCUCUUUGCAGAUCAACCAACUCAAUCUGGUUGAACGUGCUGUUCCUAAUCUGGCACUCAGCCCCUCUGGGAAACAUCUUUUAAUUAGCAUCUCAGAAAUGCAUGGGUAAGGUAAAGUGCGAUAGUCCAAGUGGAAAGCAAGAGAAUGACCAGUGACCUUGCUUCCUUCCCCCUUGCCUUCUUCUCCCCCUUCCCCUGCCCUCCCUUUCUCUCCUCUCUCCUUUUCUAGCCUGUUCUUUACAUGGGGCUCCCUUCUUGUUGAACAAUAGGGCAGAAUCAGGAGUCACCUUAGCAGGACCCCAUCUUUGGAGCCUCGGGAUAAAAUGACAGUGAGGUUGAAAAGUGAAAACCCUAGAACUUGAAUAGGUGCCUGUUCUUGUAGGGAGAAAUGAGAAAUCACAUUUGGAUCCAGGCCCCAGGUGGGCACCAUCAGCAGUCUUGCUUCCAUGCACCUCAGUAAGAAGUGGAUCUGCCUUUGGGACCUGCUGAGUGAGGAAAUCUCUUCCAAUUUCUGCUUCCGAAGGAUUCAAUGUUGGGAGCAAUAGAAAUAACAUUCCCUUUGCCUCCUCGGAGUGUUUAGGGAAAUAGCUUCUUUAAAACCUCAAAACCAUGACCAUCCUGUCAAAGACCUAAGUCUGUAAGCUGGUGCCAUAUCCUUACACCAUGUCACUUUACUCUUCAUUUGUCACCAUCUUUUCCCAUGCACGCGUACUCUGAACAUCCUUGUGUGGGCCCAUCCUCUGCCUCCAGAGCAUGCUCUGCAGUGGGCCUGUUUUGUGGGAGAAAGGAGGCUAGCUUUGCCUUCUCUGACGGGACUGGAGUUGAGGGAAGGAGCUGUAUUGUGGCACUUUUGAAUUCCCCGUUUUGUUCCAUAUUGGUAUAGAGAGCAGAAGAGUAGCUAGGCAGAUGCAGAGAUGGAGACAUGAGACUCAGUGCAGUGGGUAGGGAAGACAUAACAGAUGGAAGCAAAGGAAUCCUGCCUGCCUUCGGCAGAGAAUUCACCGAAUCCUAGAACUGUGGCUCCCUCCAGGCAGAGCCUGAGAUGCUGGUGAAGAAUAGCUGCGUGAUUGAAUAGGCUCAAAGGAGAGUUCAGAAUUCCCAUUUACAUAUUACUAGUUUGGUUUGUAAGUUUUAGUUCCUUGUAUUAUUGAGAUUCAGAGCUUCAUUUUAUGUUGGUCAUUAGGUGAAUAUUACUCAUUUUCCCCCAAGAGAAGCUCAUAAGUGUGUGUGGGUGUGAGAGCACAAUGGUGCCUGUGUUCUGUGAAUGUGUCCAUGUGUGUCUGUAAGAGAGACAGAGACCAAGAACUUGCCCAAUUUUAGAAAUACACUAAUGUGCAGUUGUUGCCUUUUGUCUGUAUUAAAGGCCCAUUGAAUGGCUAAUCCAGGCUGGAAGCACUCCCAUGUGGGUGUCUGAGUCCAUGAGCCAAGCCUGAGGGGACAGUGAGUCUCCAGGUCUGCCACACUGGUGCACCUUGCUGGCAUGGUGCCUCAGGAAGGUGGCGACUCAGGUGGGCCUUGAGUUAAAUUUUAACUCAGCUGCUCAGUUCCCAGGGCACAUUUCUGGAUCAGAACCCAUGGGAAACAGGAGGUACUAAGUGCAAUGUCUUAGCAUUCUGCAAAAUGGAGAUCUGUUGUCCAGCGGCUUAUCUCCUUUUUAGUAACCCUUCUUUCUGAACCCAGGGCCCUUUUCAGCCUUCCCUCAUCUUUUCUAGAGAUCAAACUUUACUUCUUUCUUAUUUACUAAGAUUUUGCCUGUUUGAAUAAGAACAAAACGCUAAGGUGGGUAGCCUAAGCUGGUUGUCUGCUGGUUACACAUGUCUCUCACACCACAUUUCCUCAAAGCUAAUCUGAAUUCUGUAGGCUAAAAAUAUUCAUGUAGCAAAUCUGAGAAUUGAAAACUGUAGAUAACCGGCCGGGUAUGGUGACUCAUGCCUGUAAUCCUAGCACUUUGGGAGGCCGAGUUGGGUGGAUCACCCGAGGUUAGGACUUCAAGACCAGCCUGGCCAACAUGGUGAAACCCCAUCUGUACUAAAAAUACAAAAAUUUGCCAGGUGUGGUGGUGCAUGCCUCUAGUCCUAGCUACUCAGGAGGCUGAGGCACGAGAAUCACUUGAACCUGGGAGGCGGAGGUUGCUGUGAGUCGAGAUCACACCACUGCACUCCAGCCUGGGCGACAGAGUGAGACUCCGCCUCAAAAAAAAAAAAAAAAAGAAAAAGAAAAAGAAAACUGCAUGUAACCCUAUAUGUUAAUACUGGUAUCUCGAGGUGACUCUUCUGACGAAGGGUGGUUAAGUGACACAUAGAACUUUUCUAAGAGAAGACAGACAAGUUGACAGGCAUGUCUUGUACUCAGCUGUGUUCAUGUGGUGGUCUGUGGAAACAAAAGAAGACUCAUUUGGAAAUGAAGCUGUCCCUUUCCAAGCAGUCUCUGGUGCUUUUCUUCUCUCAAAAUGGAUCCGAUAAAUAUUUGAGUAGAGCAGAUUGUAGAAUGUCAUGCUGCCACCAGAAAGCUGCUGUUUUGGGUUCUGCAUUGAGCCAAAUAUGUAGAGGACCUACCAAGCCCACUGAGGGACCAGGUUUUCAUGUCUCUAAGUCAUACCUAGAAUAUUCUGAGCCAUCUGAGGGCCUUCAUGCCAGCAGCAGCUAGCAAAGCCAGAAAGCAAGUCUAACAGGAUCUAAGAUGACCAUCAGGAGAAGGAGUUUGAGACUGUGUAUGCAACCCCCAAUAGACCUCCUUUUACUCUGAUCUGGAGAAUGUAUCUGGCUUCAUAUUUUCAAGUCACAUGUCUCUCAGACCCCUGGAUUCAGAACCCAAGGUCACAAAUCACAGGCAUGAAGCACUUUCUUAAGACUGACCUAACGCUGGAUUAUUUCCCGUCUAAUGCCUGCAUGCUGCUUGAAUUGCUCCACCCACAGCUCCAUGACCAAGGGCGCCAGAGUGCUGCAACUGGGGCGUGGGCCGCUCUCUGCUUUUCCUGUCUGACUCUGACAAGUCCUCCCUCACUGAAUGUAGAAUCGUUGCCAAGUUUCUGAGAAGUGUCGAUUCCCUGUUAACGUGGAUAUCAGUUCUGCCUCACAUUUCCCACUUGAGGUUGAGGCGUACUGGAGACAGCACCUCAGACCAUCUGAACCCCAUCAGUGGAUGAAAAUGGGGCUGUUAAUAUACUCUAAAAGCCAUACUAAAAAUGCUCUGAGGGAACUGGCUAAGAAUAGUGGGCCUGGCGAUUGUCUGUCACGCAAGGCUUUGUUUUGUACUGUUCAGAAAUCUGUCACCUUUCUGCCUGCCCUUGUUUCCUGAAUGAAAUGCUUCUGGGGUUAUUUAUGAAAGGAGUGAUCCUGGGGCAGGCAGGAGGCAGUGGGCUUUAUGGCUCCUUGAAGUUAUUACUGAUCUUGACCUUCUCUUUGGCUACCUUUAGACAAAGAAUACGCCAAUCAAUACUUGGGGCUCUAAGUUUUACAACUGAUAUUUAUUUGUAUCAUCUCUUUGUCUAGGAAUGUAAAAGUGAUUCUAAACUAAGAUGUGUAAUAAAAAUCAAUCAGAUUUAUUGUACCUACAAAAA
Molecule: messenger RNA, 8090 nt
Organism: Symphalangus syndactylus (siamang)
Lineage: Eukaryota; Metazoa; Chordata; Mammalia; Primates; Hylobatidae
Gene: KIF3B
Product: kinesin family member 3B
Biological process (GO): microtubule-based movement; mitotic cell cycle
Cellular component (GO): microtubule
Molecular function (GO): microtubule motor activity; ATP binding; microtubule binding
Source: RefSeq, a predicted model, not a curated record